AUGCGUCCUCUUGUUAAAAAGGCAAUUGUCCCUGUGUUAAUAUUUUACGUUUAUGGUCUGUUUAUCGCUUGGAUUUUCACUUUCAUCGAGAAAAGAGAUGAAGAAGUUCAAGAAAAAAUAGAAAAGGAACUCAAACAACUAAGACUUGAAGCAGACCUAAAAUAUAACAUGACAGACGACGAUUUUAAUAGUUUUGUAAAAAGAGCCGCUGAAGCGAUGAAGGGAGAAAUAGAACUGGACUGGACUUUCUUGAAUAGCUGUGGAUUCGUUUUCGCCGCUCUCACGACAGUUGGUAAGUCUUAAAAGAAAUAUUAGUGGUUUUCUUUUUACAUUUUAAAGAUUACCAAAUUCAUUAAAGAUAAGCUGGUCCUAUUCACACAAUAUGCAUACAUAAGACAUUAUAGACUCAUAGUAUGCUAACGCAGUGUAGAUAUCAUUCAUAUGUUGUGCAACGCGUAUGAGAUUAAAAAAAAAAAACUUGUCGAACCGGCCACGAUAUAAAUUAUCAGCUUAUGUACAAUAGGUCAGUUCGCGAAAUGAAUAUCACAUUCAAGCCUACUGGCAAACGUAUUCGUAACUUUUAGUAAUUUGGACCUACACCACAUCAGCGAACUAAUAUUCAAAUAGAGUCAUACCGUAAUUAAUAAUUUACCAUUGCUUUUAAUUUACCUCUUUGAGAUAACCAUCACCAUGCAUUUAUACAGAUCCAAACCCAGUAUAACGACAAAACUAUAAGGCUAGCCCGAUUGCGUAAAUUAGUUUUCAAAGCAAUAACCAUGUUAUCAUAAUUAUGGUUUUUCCCAAAAAGAAAAAAAAGAAAACAUAUAAAAUAAUAUAUAUUUGUGAUUACGUUCAACUCAUAUCAUGUAAGAUUGCACACAAUAUUAUGUUACUACCUUAAAAAGGUUCACCGUUGACGUUUACUUUUGCCCACUGAAUAGGGUAUGGAAGCAUCACUCCCAAGACACCACUCGGUCAAGGAAUCACGAUCAUCUUCUGUAUUAUUGGCAUUCCAAUAACAAUGCUGGCGAUGAAGACCUUGGGGGAACUCUUAGCCAUUGGAGUUAGAUUUCUUGUCAUCAAAAUGGAUACAGUCCUUCUUAAAAGAACCGAACCAAGGCACGUGAAAGUCAAAUCAUUUAUUCUGUCGUGUUUGCUUAUUAACCUCUUGGAAGUCCUAUUGGCAGCUCUUUCAAGCACUGUCAUUGAAAACUGGAGUUUCUUGGAGAGUCUUUAUGCUUGGUUUACAACUUUCACAACAAUUGGUUUUGGCGACUAUGUUCAUUUAGAAUCAUAUACGAGAAAAGCAGCUAAUGGAAAAAUGCCGAAAGCGUCCCUCGUACUCUAUGGCAUUUUCAUAUCCGUUCCAUAUGUUGGUGGUCUAAGUCGCGUUUCGUGUAUGUUAUCUUGCCUUGUUGACUCACUAGAUAAAAUAAGACACUUUUGUGACCGUUUUGUGAGUUGCUUCCCAAGUUUGGAUUCGCGAAUUUUACGAUUUUCUCCUUGUAAGCAAUCAAGAUACAGUAUAAAACAAGAGGAGAGUUGUGCGCGU
Porites lobata is the source of this 1552-nucleotide messenger RNA. The record is from the annotation of a GenBank genome assembly. NCBI's taxonomy places the organism in Eukaryota, Metazoa, Cnidaria, Anthozoa, Scleractinia, Poritidae.